AUGGGCUCGGUGUCAUUUUUCAGUCGCCUCGUGAAGCGAAUCGAAACGAAGGAGUACCGCAAUGCCGAAGCAGAGAAUCGCCAUCAAUGGCUUGACAACAAUGAUCUGCGACCCGUCCCCAUUGCCGACCGAACAUUUGGCUGGAAAUCGUACUUUUGGUUUUGGCUCUCGGCGAAUGCCACUCCAGCCUCAUUCUAUGGUGUCUCUGCGGCACUGGCAGCUGGAUUGAGCGUCUGGGAAGCACUCGCAUGUCAGCUGGGUGGACAGAUCAUGAUUGCAACCGUCUUUGUAUUCAACGGAAGAGCUGGUGCUGCAUACCAUAUCCCUUAUCCAACCAUCGCAAGAGCGUCGUUUGGCGUCUGGGGCGCCUACUGGCCGGUCGUGAAUCGGGUGGUUAUGACGCUCGUUUGGACUGGUGUAAACGCUGUUCAAGGGGGUCAAUGCGCCUACGUGAUGCUACAUUCCCUGUUCCCGUCCAUUGCCAGGAUUCCGGAUGUUUUCCCCGAUGGCGCUUCGGCCUUGAAUUCAGGUGGCAUGAUAGGCUUUUUCCUCUUCUGGAUCUUGACGACUAGCCUUCUUCAUAUCAAGAUUCCAAACUUGAGACCAUACAUGUACACCAAGCUUGGCAUAUUCUUCAUCUGCUCAAUUUGUCUUCUCGGGUGGGCGCUUGCCGAGGCAGGAGGUAUUGGCCCUGUAGCUCGACAGGGCUCGACCAUCCACGGGUCCACCAAGUCAUGGACCGUUGCUCGAUACGUCUUCAUCUAUUGUGCCAAUGGGGCAACAUAUGCAACGAAUGCAUCCGACUUCUUGAGAUAUGCUAAGAAGCCCAAGGAUGCGUUCUGGCCCCAAUUAAUUGGGUUCCCUCUGUCUACCUUUCUGGUCGGUAUCAUUGGGAACUUGAUCGUGUCCAGCUCGGUCAUCACUUUCGGCGAGUUGAUUUGGAACCCCAUCGAUUUCAUGGACGCUCUGUUAGAGAAGCACUACAACUCCGCGACCCGAGCAGGUAUUUUCUUCCUUGCCCUCGGUUUUCUCUACGCCUCAAUCAUCUCGUCUAUCUUCGAGAACUCGAUCCCAGCCGGUAACGACCUUGCCGCCCUGUGGCCGCGGUUCAUCACCAUCCGACGAGGCUUCUACAUCGCAGCCAUCAUAUCAUAUGCGAUGUGCCCCUGGUACAUCCUCGGCUCAGCGUCGAGCUUUGUUGCAUGGUUGGCCUCGUACCAGAUCUUCUUGUCAUCCAUCACUGGCGUCAUGCUUUGCCAUUACUUUAUCGUCUCGCGCGGAUACCUGAAGAUCUCCGACAUGUUCACUCCGGCGCACAGUGGUCUCUACUACUACAGCCGAGGGUGGAACUAUAGAGCGUACGUGGCUUACCUCGUGGGAAUUGUCCCUAACUUCUACGGUUUCUUGGGCGUCUUUGGUGUCUCUGUCACACUGCCGGCGACGAGAAUGUACUACUUUGCAUAUCCCAUGGGAUUGGCGCUGAGUUUUGGAACCUACUGGGCCCUAAAUAAGUUGAAUCCACCAAUCUGCUCGAAUAUGGGGCAGAUGUUCCGUGAGGUCGGGUCUGAAGCCGAGGAUGCGGUCAUCGAGUCGGAGGUGGUGGCGGCGGCAGUGGAUUUGAGAACCAGCAAGGGCGGAAUGGGUUUGGAUGCCAGUGAGAAAGAUGCUGUUCUUGUAUAG
Exophiala spinifera is the source of this 1680-nucleotide messenger RNA. RefSeq lists its product as uncharacterized. The record is from RefSeq and is a predicted model, not a curated record. Gene Ontology annotation, biological process: transmembrane transport; nucleobase transport. Gene Ontology annotation, cellular component: plasma membrane. Gene Ontology annotation, molecular function: nucleobase transmembrane transporter activity. The transcript is spliced from 7 exons. Lineage: Eukaryota; Fungi; Ascomycota; Eurotiomycetes; Chaetothyriales; Herpotrichiellaceae. The coding region runs from base 1 to 1680 and encodes 559 amino acids.